Messenger RNA from Dermatophagoides pteronyssinus (European house dust mite), 1930 nucleotides. RefSeq names its product glutamate dehydrogenase, mitochondrial (gene Gdh). NCBI's taxonomy places the organism in Eukaryota, Metazoa, Arthropoda, Arachnida, Sarcoptiformes, Pyroglyphidae. Gene Ontology annotation, cellular component: mitochondrion. The record is from RefSeq and is a predicted model, not a curated record. Gene Ontology annotation, biological process: L-glutamate catabolic process. Gene Ontology annotation, molecular function: L-glutamate dehydrogenase (NAD+) activity.
CAAACGGAUAAUUUAUCAAUCAAAAUUGGCCCGAAUCUAAUAUUGAUCAUUAUCAACAUUCAAAAAACAAAAAAUCUAAUCAUCCAAUCAAAUCGAAUCAUUUUUUAAACAUUCGAUUUCGUUUUUCCAUCCUUCAUCCAUAAUUUCGGUCAGCAUUACGAUAAAUAGGAAAAUAUGUUAAGAAACGUAUUACGUGGUUAUCGUUCGUCCAUCAUAUCACCAUCAUCAUCAUCAAUAUUAUCAUCAAAUUCAAUAUGGACAAAUCAUUCGGCAAAUAUUUUAAAAUGUCAACAAAAAUCGGAUGAAAAUCCAAUGAAAAAUGAUGAUAUAAAUCAACCACAUCAAAUACCUGAACGUGUUAAAUAUGUAAUCGAUGCAGAAAAUCCAUCAUUUUUUCAUAUGGUUGAAUAUUUUUAUCAUCGUGGUUGGCAAAUUGUUGAAGAUAAAUUAGUUGAUGAAUUAAAAGGUCGUAUGAGUAUUGAAGAGAAAAGAAAAAAAAUUCGUGGUUAUUUAAGUAUUAUUGGUCCAUGUCAUUCGGUAUUGGAAGUAUCAUUUCCAUUAAAACGUGAUAAUGGUGAAUAUACAAUGAUAAAAGGUUGGCGUGCACAACAUAGUCAUCAUCGUUUACCAACAAAAGGUGGUAUACGUUAUAGUACGGAUGUUUCAUUGGAUGAAGUAAAAGCAUUAUCUGCAUUGAUGACAUUUAAAUGUGCUGUUGUUGAUGUACCAUUUGGUGGUGCAAAAGCUGGCUUAAAAAUUAAUCCCAAAGAUUUUAGUGAAAAUGAAUUGGAAAAAAUGACUAGAAAUUUUGCAUUAAAUUUAGCCAAAAAAGGAUUUUUAGGACCGGGAAUUGAUGUUCCAGCACCGGAUAUGGGAACCGGUGAACGUGAAAUGAGCUGGAUUUCCGAUACAUAUGCUCAAACAAUUGGUCAUACUGAUUUAAAUUCACAUGCUUGUGUUACCGGUAAACCAAUUAAUCAAGGUGGUAUUCAUGGUCGUAUUUCGGCAACUGGUCGUGGUUUAUUUCAUGGAAUUGAUAAUUUUAUUAAUGAAGCAUCAUUUAUGUCGAUGAUUGAAUCGACACCAGGUUGGGCUGGUAAAACCUGUAUUAUACAAGGUUUUGGUAAUGUUGGCCUACAUGCAAUGCGUUAUCUACAUCGUGCUGGUGCUAAAUGUAUCGGUGUUAUUGAAUGGGAUGGUUCAAUUUAUAAUCCGGAUGGUAUCGAUCCAAAAGAUUUAGAAGAUUAUAAAUUAACAAAUGAAACAAUUGUUGGUUAUCCAAAAGCAAAACCUUAUCAAGGUGAAUCAUUAUUAUAUGAACCAUGCGAUAUUUUAGUACCAGCUGCAACCGAAAAAGUUAUUACCAAAGAAAAUGCUCAUAAAAUUCAAUGUAAAAUUAUUGCCGAAGCAGCUAAUGGUCCAACAACACCGGCUGCCGAUAAAAUAUUGAUUGAUCGAAAAAUUCUGAUCAUUCCGGAUUUAUAUAUAAAUGCCGGUGGUGUAACAGUUUCAUAUUUUGAAUGGUUAAAAAAUCUGAAUCACGUUAGUUAUGGCCGAUUAUUAUUCAAAUAUGAACGUGAAUCUAAUUAUCAUUUACUUGAUAGCGUUCAAGAAUCAUUGGAACGACGUUUCGGUAAAUCCGGUGGCCGUAUACCAAUAGUACCAAGUGAAGCAUUUCAAAAAAGAAUAUCCGGUGCAUCAGAAAAAGAUAUUGUAUUAUCCGGUUUAGAUUAUACAAUGGAACGUUCAGCUAGGCAAAUUAUGCGUAUUGUUCAAAAAUAUAAUCUAGGUUUAGAUCUGCGUACAGCUGCCUAUGUAAAUUCGAUUGAAAAAAUUUUCCUUACUUAUAAAGAAGCUGGAUUGACAUUCACUUAGGUGUGGAAUAAUGUGAAGUAAUAAAACCAAACCAACCAACCAACAACAAUAGCAA